UCACCGCUGACAAUCUGUGGUAGCUGGCUAGCUGGCUGGGAUGAGGCUGAAAGCAGGAGCAUCCUCUAGACGAUUUAAAAUCUAAAUAGUCUAAUAUUUGCCUGUAUAUUUACAAUAGUGAUAUUGCCACAGAUCUCUGAUUCAAGACAAGAGACCAGCUGCCAAAAUGAUGGAAGAAAUAGAUCGAUUCCAAGUGCCGACUGUUCAUUCGGAGAUGCAGCCUUUGGACCCGGCAGCGUCCUCCACCUCGGAAGGGGACUCGGACACAAGGGAGGGGGAGUCGGUGGCCAUGAACUACAAGCCCUCCCCGCUCCAGAUGAAAAUCGAGAAACAGAGAGAGCUGGCCAGGAAAGGGUCUGUGAAGAACGGAAAUGUGGGCAGCCCAGUCAACCAGCAGCCCAAGAAGAACAACGUCAUGGCCAGGACACGGUUGGUUGUCCCCAAUAAAGGUUACUCCUCCUUAGACCAGAGCCCUGAUGAGAAGCCACUAGUAGCACUGGACACAGACAGUGACGAUGACUUUGACAUGUCCAGAUAUUCCUCAUCGGGAUACUCCUCGGCCGAGGUGAGAUGUCUGAGGGACCAGCAGAUCAACCAAGACCUGAAUAUACAGCUGCUCAAGGACGGCUAUCGGCUGGACGAAAUCCCAGACGAUGAGGACCUCGACCUAAUCCCGCCAAAAUCUGUCAACCCCACUUGCAUGUGCUGCCAGGCCACCUCUUCCACUGCCUGCCAGAUCCAGUAGCCCGCAUUGCUCCUCCACACCACCCUCCCCCCCCCCAUCCCAACAACACCUGUCUGCAGUGAGUUUACUUCGCCACUAGAGCGGCGACAGAGAGCAAUGAUUAAAACAAAUAAAAACAAUGGUAAUAUUAAUAAAGAGA
Molecule: messenger RNA, 884 nt
Organism: Megalops cyprinoides (Indo-Pacific tarpon)
Lineage: Eukaryota; Metazoa; Chordata; Actinopteri; Elopiformes; Megalopidae
Gene: fam219aa
Product: family with sequence similarity 219 member Aa
Exons: 6
Coding region: 167-745 (192 amino acids)
Source: RefSeq, a predicted model, not a curated record